AUGGAGUUGGAAUUCUUCGUCACCUCACAAGCCAACCCGCCAGAAACCCUCUCGCAUAGAGAGAGCCGCGAGCUGUGCAAAACCAUCGAGUUGAUAUACGCGCGAUUGAUUAUUGCAGAGGACAUCAUCAGCGCUCUAGAAGCAGGCCAUUAUUUGGAAGAGGCAUUCGGCGGUCGCAUUUGCAGCUUAAGGGAUAUAAAACGGCGCCUACGACCAUAUCAGCAACAUGACCGACACGAGUCUCGGCCACAGCUGCACAAGUGCCCUGCUGCACGAUGUCAGCACCAGUUUGAGACUGCCGAUAACCUGCCACGGCAUAUCCGAAAUACAGCUGAUCUUAGCCACCGCACAACAUCCAACUUGCUGCCCGUCAAGGUAGAAAGCAAAAUCAGCAUUGUUGAAGGGACCGCGGCGGACAAAGUUGACGAGCUUCCCUUUCAUGUCGUAAUGCAGCCAUCGUCGACCGGCUCCGAAAUGUCUGCCUUUGAUUACAGUGUCAAUUCCAUUGCCGAUCCCAGUUCAAUUCACUCUUCAUAUAUCGGCCCCAGCGGAUCCAUCUUCGACUACAGUGUUGAUUCCAUGGCUGAUUUCAGUUCAAUUCACUCCUCGUCUAUUGGCCCCAGCAGACCCAUCUUUGACGACAGUGUCAAUUCCAUUCAGGUGUUUUAUGAGACAUGGUCAGCGGUCGCUCCAUAA
Molecule: messenger RNA, 696 nt
Organism: Histoplasma mississippiense
Lineage: Eukaryota; Fungi; Ascomycota; Eurotiomycetes; Onygenales; Ajellomycetaceae
Exons: 4
Coding region: 1-696 (231 amino acids)
Source: RefSeq, a predicted model, not a curated record